AUGGUGUGGAGUGAGGUUUCUAUCUCUUUCCCAACAUUCACCAUCUCUAUUUCCAUACAGGCAGGAGCAGGGAAACUUCCAGUAGCUGGCAUCAAGACCCAGAUGCUAGCGUUGCCACACCUGGGUCACAUUCUACAAGCUGCACAGCCUCCUGCUGCAGAGCUGCACGAUGAGGCUUUCCUGAGUUGGAAAACAAAGAGAAGAGGAAUGGCAGCAGUGCAGGAAGACUGCAGCAGAAACCUGGAGAGAGCAGAUGACAACAUGAAUAUCCAGUCCAGGAGGAGGAGUAGGAGAAGGAGGAGGUGGAGGUGUAAAGCCAAAGGUACAAAUGGUUACAAGGUGACAGAGAAUCAGGAUGAUCAUCCUGCAGCCUUUAGCACCACUCUCCCCAGAUGCCGAACACGAGCGCUGACGAGGAAGCGAGUGCUGUUUGGCAGAAAAGAACGACUACUCUUCCAAAAUCGAUUGUCUUGUAAACGAGCAGCCUGGGCUGUCACUCAAAAAAAUGCGCUGGUACAGCUGAACGAGCUAAAGCCAGGUCUACGGUAUGAGAUGACUUCAAAGACUGGCCCACUGCAUGCUCCAGUGUUUUCUGUCAGCGUGGAGGUCAAUGGUCUCCACUUUGAAGGCCAAGGAUUGACAAAGAAGCAGGCCAAGAUGAGGGCAGCAGAACUUGCUCUACGUUCAUUCAUCCAGUUCCCAAAUGCCUUGCAGGCUCAUGCCAUCAUGACCAACAUCAACAAUACCCCAAUGGAUUUUACUGUGGAUAACGUGGACGUCCAUGACUCACUCCUUAAGGAGUGUAAGCCAUUGGCGUGUGAAAACUGCGAUGUCCUUUACUACACAGAGGAAAAACAGGAGGUGUUCUCCAGUUUAUACAACCACAGACGACUGAUUCGACUCUCGCUGGAUUUGGUCUCAUCAGCAAAUCCAAAGCAACCAACUCUAAGUGCUCCACUUUUAGAACGCCUCAGUCCAGUGGCACUGCUCGAUAAGUUACGACCAGGCCUCAGGUACUUCUGUCUGACAGAGAGAGUUCAAGGGCAGCCAAUCAAAAGAUUCAUUAUGGUAGUGAGGGUGGAUGGGAGGGUGUUUGAAGGUUGUGGUCACAGUAAACCUUUGGCAAAGGCCCAGGCAGCAGCAGUAGCCCUCCAGUCCCUUUACAACAUAAGACUGGGACCAGAGAGCAAGACAAGGGACCUUCAAGGCAGGAGAACAAAAAAUCAGCUACCUCAGUUCUUUGCAGAAUCCAUCUUCCAUCUGGUGAAAGAGAAAUACAAAGAGCUGACAGACAGUUUUUUGUCGACCUCACAUGCUCACCACAAGGUCCUGGCAGGGAUUGUGAUGACCACAGGAUUUGACCUUGGAUCAGCUCAGGUUGUGUCUCUGGCGACAGGGACAAAAUCUCAUUACCGAAAAAACGCGACCUACCAAUGUGGUUUGACACUCGGCGACUGUCACGCUGAAGUCAUCACCAGAAGAGCGCUGGUCCGAUUUCUGUAUUCACAGCUGGAACUGCUGCUCUUCAAGCCAGAAGAUGGUGAGCAGCGAUCCAUCUUUGUACCAAAUAAAGGCGGUGGCUUCCGGCUGAGGGACGGCGUCCUCUUCCACAUGUACGUCAGCUCAUCUCCGUGUGGAGACGCUCGACUCAACUGCCCAUAUGAGAACACAGCUGCAUAUCCUUCCAGGAGCUUCCGGUCCCACCUUAGGACAAAGAUACAUGGUGGCGAGGGGACGCUUCCUGUCUCAGCCUGGACAACCAAUCAGAAAUGGGAAGGGGUGCUGCCCCAUAAACCUCUCGCUUCCAUGUCCUGCACUGAUAAAAUGGCAAAGUGGAAUGUUGUUGGCCUUCAGGGGGCGCUACUGUCCCACAUGGUGGAGCCUGUAUACCUGCACAGCCUGACAGUCGGAACACUGGCUCACACGGGUCACCUGGCCAGAGCUUUGACUCGUCGCCUUGCACCUGUUCAACACCUGCUCGUCCCGUACCGACGCCAGCAGCUCCUGCUCGGCUGUCUGAGCAGCUGUAAGGUCCGGAUGGUGGGGAAGACGUCGGGCCUCAGCGUGAACUGGAGCUGUGGAGAUGGAGGCCUGGAGGAGAUCAUCAGCUCCACAGGAUGGAGCGACUCGGGGAUGCCAUCACGGCUCUGCAGGCGCUCCCUGUUUACCCGCUGGCAGAAGCUACAGCAGCAGGUGAGCGGUCAGAUAUCAGAGCCAAAAGCUGCAUCCAGCGCGUAUUCUGAGUCGAAGAUGGCUGCUGGGCACUACCAGACAGCUUUACAGCAGUUUUAUGUGGCGCUGCAGAACGUGGGACUUGGUCCAUGGCUCAGAAAACCUCCAGAACUGUCUCACUUCCACACUGGUGUAUGAACCACAUGGAGAUGACGUGUGUCUCAAUUUUUGAUGAAACAGACAGAACUUAGAAAAUUAGCAUAACAAACGUUCAUCCUGCCGUCAGGGUA
Thalassophryne amazonica is the source of this 2462-nucleotide messenger RNA. RefSeq names its product double-stranded RNA-specific editase B2-like. Gene Ontology annotation, biological process: adenosine to inosine editing; RNA processing. The coding region runs from base 1 to 2370 and encodes 789 amino acids. NCBI's taxonomy places the organism in Eukaryota, Metazoa, Chordata, Actinopteri, Batrachoidiformes, Batrachoididae. Gene Ontology annotation, molecular function: double-stranded RNA adenosine deaminase activity; double-stranded RNA binding; tRNA-specific adenosine deaminase activity. The record is from RefSeq and is a predicted model, not a curated record. Gene Ontology annotation, cellular component: cytoplasm; nucleolus. The transcript has 11 exons.